AUGGACGGAGCGAUGUUGGUUUCAAGCAGCACCGUAAUGCCGAGUUUAUCACCUAAUGCUACGGACCCUUACAGUAAUGUCACCACGGUGUCCAUCUUGAAGGCGUGUGUUCUGGGUGUUGUUGCAGUCCUUGUUCUAAUAGGCAACACGAUGUGUUUGAUCGUCCUACGCAACACAGAGAAUGGUGUCCACCCAGUCACCAAAUUGUUCCUAGUGUCGCUGACACUCAGUGAUCUACUGGUGGGUUUAUUAGUCUGUGUACCUGUCAUUGGAUCUACGGCGUUACAGCGUUGGCCUUAUGGAGAAACUUACUGUUACGUCGUGGCUAUGUGUCAUGCUCUGUACUUUAAUGCUGGUUUGAGUGUUCUGGCAAUUAAUAUAGAACGAUACAUCGCGGUGGUUUGGCCGCUUCGAUACCCGACGAUCGUCACCGUACACCGGGCGAUCGUCGUAGAAGUCUUUCUACUCGCAAUGAUUGUAAUAUGGGCCUUGUUGUACCUACUCGUCCCAGGUCGAUCCACGUUCUAUUAUGAGAACUUCAGUGCUUGCUUCAUAGAUGCCGAUAGUGGGGACGACUACCUAGGCCAAUUCGGCAUGACUCUAUUCAUCGCCGUGCCGAUGUUGGUCACCGUCAUUUUACACGCUAGACUGUUCUUCUUGGCAACUCGCCACGCCUCAAGAGUCGAUGCUAUUACAAUAGGAGAUAUCAACCCUCCAGCGACCAUCGACGUUGAAAGUAACUCGGACCCUGCCGAGUCGUCCCCAUCCCGUCGCAAUGGCCCACGACGACAACGCGCCAACUCGGUCCGGAAUAACCCGGACGCCAAAGCUGCCAUGACGUUUUUUAUCAUGGCGGUGGUGGCCGGCGUCUCAUGGACGCCGUAUUACACAACUAUAGCUUGGGAGAACUUCCGGACGGAGCCGGUUCCCCCAGCAGUUGCUUUCGUAUCCCAGAUUCUUCUACUCCUCAACAGCCUGUGGAAUGUCCUCAUUUAUUACACCAGAAAUGACACUUUUAGAAAAACCUCAAACAAACUCUUCGGACGAUGUUUCCGGGUGCGAACUUCCCGGGAAGAGUUGCUCGCUGUCAGCUGA
Messenger RNA from Asterias rubens (European starfish), 1095 nucleotides. Its product is annotated as alpha-1A adrenergic receptor-like. The record is from RefSeq and is a predicted model, not a curated record. Gene Ontology annotation, cellular component: membrane. Bases 1 to 1095 code for a protein of 364 amino acids. Gene Ontology annotation, molecular function: G protein-coupled receptor activity. Gene Ontology annotation, biological process: G protein-coupled receptor signaling pathway. NCBI's taxonomy places the organism in Eukaryota, Metazoa, Echinodermata, Asteroidea, Forcipulatida, Asteriidae. The transcript has a single exon.